AUGGAGAGAUUCCAGCGAGGCGGCGGCGAGCUGGACCUAAGCCAGCUGGGCGGCGGUAGCAGCAAUGGGGAUUACGAAAGGCGAUUAUCUGUGUCGAUAGCGGGAGCGGCGGAGGACAUUGUCGCCGGGUGGGAGGCGGAGGAUGAGGAAGAGGAGGAGGAGGAAGAGGAGGAGGAGGAGGAUGAGGAGGAGGGUGGGAAAGCAAAGGGGCUGGGGGACUUGCUAUGGGGGCAUGAGGCAUACGAGAGCGACGGCUUCGACUCCAGCCUAGAGGACCAGGUCGAAGCCAUGUACGAGUGCCUGAAGGCGCACCUUACCGUGAGCCUGGAGGAGAACAGAGGCGGGGCAGACGCGGCCGCUUUCGGCGCCGCCGCCAAGAAGACGGGUGGGGACCGACCGUGGGGCGCCGCAAGCGGCCCCCAAACCAUCGCCGACGUGGUCGCGGCAGCAGCAGCAGCCGCGGGGUCGUCGGGCGGGGAGGUGCCCCCCUCUGACGAGGGGGACGGGGAGGGGCAGUACCUGUGGGGGUGUACCUCGCCGCAGGAGGAGCGGGAGCAGCUCGUGUCGUUCGCGUCCCUCGGGUGCUUUGAUCCGAGUGCCCGCCUGCAGUCACUGAUGCUCAUGUCGACCGGAGAAAGGCUGCGGAUGGCAAGAGACGCAUUAGCCGAACGUCUCAAGGACAACCCGCUUGAUGCAAGCGUUUGGAGAUUCUCCUGCCUGGCGUCAUCGUCCGGGAUGUAG
Messenger RNA from Ectocarpus siliculosus, 741 nucleotides. The record is from the annotation of a GenBank genome assembly. NCBI's taxonomy places the organism in Eukaryota, Phaeophyceae, Ectocarpales, Ectocarpaceae.